Messenger RNA from Cryptomeria japonica (Japanese cedar), 1827 nucleotides. Its product is annotated as serine/threonine-protein kinase STY13. Gene Ontology annotation, biological process: protein phosphorylation. The coding region runs from base 274 to 1482 and encodes 402 amino acids. Lineage: Eukaryota; Viridiplantae; Streptophyta; Pinopsida; Cupressales; Cupressaceae. Gene Ontology annotation, molecular function: ATP binding; protein kinase activity. The record is from RefSeq and is a predicted model, not a curated record. The transcript is spliced from 3 exons.
GUCUAUCGAUUCUCACUCACCCGAUCACGCGUUUCCACACGAGCAAAAGAACGAGAUACGUAGGAAGGGAAGGACAAAUCCACGGCCGUCAAAACGCUCUGUCGGUAUCAAGUAGCAAGACGCCUCUAUUUUAUGUGCCAUGAAUUACGAGGGGGUUCAUUUGGAUUCAUUUGGAAGCAACCAAACCAAACUUAUUCCAAAGUAGAGCGGAAACAUAAUGGAAGGGAGAGGCACAAAAUAGACCCAGGAGAAAGGAAUUGAAGGACCGCAAGAAUGGUAGAGGGCGUCAAAUUGAUGGCGAUACAGGUGACAGAGGGACAGGGGCAAGGGCAGGGGCAGUACCAGCGUCUGAGUGAAAUGUCGGUAGAUAGUCUGCAAAACUCUUCUUGCUAUGGUGGGGGGUACGUGUCUGUGUCGAGCAACAGCAGCGUGGGCUCCAACUCUAUAAUGGCUUCACUUAUACAACGCACCCGGACUCGAACUCGCAAGGGGCUGACAGCGGGAAGUGUGGUUCAUCCUGGUGGGGGUGGUGGUUUGGGAGACGAUGCCCUAGCGCAGGCCCUCAUGGACGACCGCUAUCCUACGGAGGGCCUCAAAGAAUACAUUGAUUGGACCAUCGAUUUGCGGAGCCUCAACAUGGGACCCGCCUUCGCUCAGGGUGCCUUCGGCAAGCUCUUCAAGGCUACCUAUAAGGGCGAGGAUGUUGCCGUCAAGAUUCUUGAGCGUCCACAAAAUGACGAUGACAAGGCUCAGAUCAUGGAGCAGCAGUUUCGGCAGGAGGUGAUGAUGCUGGCAACCCUGCGCCACCAGAAUGUAGUGAGGUUUAUUGGGGCCUGCAGGAAGCCUUUGGUGUGGUGUAUUGUAACGGAGUAUGCAAAAGGGGGAUCAGUGAGGCAGGCUUUGGCAAAGAAGAAUAAUGGGCCUGUAGCGCUUCGGGAUACAGUGAAGCAAGCACUAGAUGUGGCAAGGGGGAUGGAGUACCUGCACAGUCUGCUUUAUAUUCACAGGGACCUUAAAUCAGAUAACCUGUUGAUAGCUGCAGACAAAAGUAUUAAGAUUGCAGAUUUUGGUGUGGCCAGGAUUGAGGUACAGUCUGAAGGGAUGACACCAGAGACUGGUACAUAUAGGUGGAUGGCACCGGAAAUGAUCCAAAGCAGAUCCUAUAACCAUAAAGUGGAUGUCUACAGUUUUGGGAUUGUUCUGUGGGAACUUGUAACAGGCAUGCUACCUUUUCAAAACAUGACAGCUGUGCAAGCAGCAUUUGCAGUAGUGAACAGGGGUCUAAGGCCAACUAUCCCUCAAGAUUGCCCCCCAGCAUUGGAAGAGAUAAUGAGGCGCUGCUGGGAUGCUAAUCCUGAGGUAAGGCCUUCAUUCAGUGAAGUGGUAACAUUGCUGGAAGAUGCAAGAAUUGAGAUCAUGACAACACCUCGGAGUGCCAAAAUCCGACGAUGUUGCAUGGCACUACCACUCACAGCUGAUUAAGUAUUUCUUCAUUACAUUCUUAUUGUAUAUUAUAAUCAUAAUAUUUGUUAAGGAUGACUGUGCAAGACUCCAUUGAAUGGAAUUUGGCACUAUAUGGAACAAAGAAUCAAGUUAUGUAUUAUUCCUUUUCCUUAGAUGUUCAGGAUAGAUGUUUUGGGUUUAUUGUUAUAUGCUAGUUUUGGAAGAAAGUUGUUGAUAUGAAUUUCUGAGACCCACACAAUACAGAGCACUGAAUCUUAAUGGGAGAACAUUGAAGAACACUUGUAGAAAUGCUUCUGUAAUCAAAUUUGCUACAUAAAUUAGGGCUGCUGUUGGUUCAACAUAGGAUUUGCCAAGUUUGCAACU